CGAGGGAAUAAGGCCUGGUUACUAGUUGUCAACAUGGCGGAUGGCGCGAAAUUUCUAAGGAAGAUGAGGGAGAGUGUUUCUUUUAUUAGGGAAUCUUGAGGUGUUUGCUGAUUAAGCAUUCACAUAAUCAAUAUGGUGGUUGUUCGUAAGGUAGACGUGGAUUUUCCUUUUAAACCAUACGAUUGUCAAGUCGCGUAUAUGGAGAAAGUGAUCGAGUGUUUGCAGACGAGGAAAAAUGCUGUGCUGGAAAGCCCAACAGGAACUGGCAAAACCCUUUGCUUGCUAUGUGCCACCCUAGCCUGGCGCCAGUCUUAUGUGGCCAACCUUCAGCUGCAGCAGAGAGGGCUGUGUGCGGCGAAGGAGGAGGAAGAUGGGUUUCAGAAGUCCUUGGGUAACAAACUGGCUGAGGCUGCGAGCGGAACUUGGGAUGACAGCUGCAGCAAUAAAGGAUCGAACUUUGAGAUACCUAAAAUCAUUUAUGCAUCAAGAACUCAUUCACAGCUUUCUCAGGCUGUCCAAGAAUUGAAAGCAACCGUCUAUAGACCUAGAGUGAGUAUCAUUGGUUCACGUGAGCAGCUUUGUAUUAAUAGUGAUGUCUUGAAACAGGAUUCAAACUCAGCCAAAGUGCACAUGUGUAGAGCUAAGGUGACAGCUAGAACUUGCCAUUUCUACAAUAACUUGGAAGGAAAUAAAUCCAACCCAGCAUUUACUACAGAAAUUCUAGACAUUGAGGAUCUUGUAAGACUCGGACAAAAACACAAGGUUUGCCCAUACUACAUGGCCAGGGAGUUAAAGACAUCUGCUGAUAUUAUCUUCAUGCCCUAUAACUACUUACUGGAUCCAAAGUCCAGGAAAGCUCACAAUCUGGACAUCAGUGGUAGCAUCGUGGUGUUCGAUGAGGCACAUAAUCUGGAGAAAGUAUGCGAAGAGACAGUCUCAUUUGAUUUGACAUCAUUUGACAUCGCUUCCUGUGUUGAAGAUGUUCUUUUGUGCAUGGAGUAUGUGGCGAAUGCAGAGGAUGAUCCGGAUAUAGGGGAGGGUGCGAGUGGUACAGACAUAGAUCCUGAAGACCUCAAAGUAUUAAAAGCUUUGUUCAGCAAGCUUGAGGAGGAGAUUGAUCAAAUCCAACUGCCAAGUGAUGGGAGCAAGUCAUUCCCCGGAGAUUUCAUGUUUGAAUUGCUGGGAAAUGUUGGAAUAAAACCCAACACCAAAGAUAGAGUCCUGGAAACUUUGGAAAAGAUCAACACUUUACUAGCAAAUGAUACCAAAGGUUUGCGGGGAAAGCACUUUGCUCUUCAAAAGUUCACUGACGCCCUGCAAAUUGUAUUCAACAAAACUGACAAGGGGCCCAAGUCAGGCAACUCCUUUAAGGUCCAUGUCCAAGUUGAGCCAGAUUCCAAGAAGAAGCAAAAAGGCCUUGACAUCUGGACUUCUGGUUCAAAACUUUCCAAAAAAGGUCGCACGUUGAGCUACUGGUGCUUCAGCCCUGGUCACGCCAUGAAGGAUCUGAUGUCACAGGGCGUGUCCUCAGUAAUCCUGACCAGUGGCACCUUGUCUCCUCUAAACUCCUUCACAGCAGAAAUGCAGAUACCGUUCCCCAUCCGCCUUGAGAACCCACACGUCAUCGAGAAGCAUCAGAUGAUGGUUGCCGUGGUAACCAAAGCUCCUGAUGGUGCAACCUUAAACUCUUCUUAUGAAUUCCGGUCUACCCCAGGGUACAUGACGGGCCUUGGGAAUACCAUAGCUAACUUUGCGCGCACCAUACCCAACGGACUACUAGUUUUCUUCCCAUCCUACCCCGUGAUGAACAAGUGCCUGGAACAUUGGCAGAACACAGGGAUCUGGGCACGUCUCUCUCAGUACAAGCCAAUGUUCGCGGAGCCAAGAGGAAAAGGUGACUUCGUACAGACCAUGGAGGAUUUUUAUGCGAAAAUAAACGACCCUUCACUGAAUGGCGCAACUUUCUUUGCUGUUUGCCGCGGAAAGGUCAGCGAGGGUCUCGACUUCUCGGACAUCAACGGGCGUGCUGUAGUCAUCACGGGUUUACCAUUCCCUCCAAUGAUGGAUGCAAAAGUCAAGCUCAAAAUGAGUUUUCUAGACGAAAUGAGCAGAAAAGAUAAAAGUGCUAUCAAGGGCUUGACUGGCCGAGAGUGGUACAGACAGCAAGCUUCCCGUGCAGUCAAUCAAGCUGUUGGAAGGGUGAUACGUCAUAGACAAGAUUUUGGCGCCAUUUUGUUGUGUGACGUCAGGUUUACUUACCCGGAUGCUCUGAGAGAACUGCCGUCAUGGGUGAAACCACAGGUCAAGAUUUUCAAGGAGUUUGGUCAUGUGCAGAGGGAACUGAUUCAGUUUUUCAGGAAAGCCGACAUCAUGGUUGACAAAUCAGCCAUGAAGGUAAGACAGCCGAGAGAUCUCGAGAAAUCCGAUCCCAGUCCGACUUCAGCAGUGCGUACGACUGAGCCCGAGGAGUCCCGAAUAGACGUUUUCGUACCCGCAAUGUUUAGAGAGAAGCCCAAGAAACCAAGUCAUCGGUUAUCUCCCCCUGCUAGGGCUGUUCGAUCUCAAGCAUCUUCCGCAAGUGGUCAGGCGCGUAUGACGGUAGAGUACGAGACCCCAACUCUCCGAACUCCAACCUUAUCUGCCCCGCCACCUCGACCGCAGGGAAACCUACUAGAGUCGUUGAAAUCGUCAGAGGGUUCAAUGGAGUCAACAUCUAACGACUCGCCCCUCCGCAAGCACUCUUCGCCUUCUCUUUCUGAUGCCAUUAUGAGGACAAAGGGCACAACGAACACCUCGCACAAACCAAAGAAAGUCUUCAAAAUUGUCAAAACAAAGAGUGAAAGUGCAGAGGAGAAUUCAAAAGCCCAGAAACUGGAGGCAGCGAAAAUGUACAUAGUUAAGGUGAAGCAGUCGCUAAGCGGAGAGAAUUACAAGGCGUUCUCUCGGGUUCUUGCUAACUACAAGCAGUGCAACGAUCUCGACCAGCUAAUCAGUGGUCUCACCCUUCUGUUCACUCAAAAUCGGUCGCUCUACCCUCUGUUUCUAGGAUUCUCUAAUUACAUACGGGACCCACAAGACAAGAAGCGCUUGUUUGAAGCCUACAAAGAGAUCACAGGCGAAGACGUCCCAGCCUCGUAUUUGAGCGGCUUGCCGAGCAGAAAGCGAGCCGAACCCGACUUUAUACAUACGAGUAAAGUCGGCAAGAAGAUGAGAAUGGAGACCGACGUCAAGUCCAAUUAUUUAGAGAAAUCCGCAUUGAAAGAGAAGGUUCCUAAGGCCGGUUCUUGGAAUUCAGCCGCCUCUGCUUCAAAUCACCUCGACGCCCACACACACUUAAACGGAGGUCAGCGGUAGAAACGCCUGCGUACAGAUGAGAAUGAGUCAGCAACGCGCAAGAUUUGAUAAAUGUAUAGUGCAUUCUCAUCCAGAACUAAUGUAAUUCUACAAUAUGUAAUUUGCUAUAUAAAAAUCGUUGAUGAAUUUGAA
Messenger RNA from Nematostella vectensis (starlet sea anemone), 3486 nucleotides. Its product is annotated as regulator of telomere elongation helicase 1. Gene Ontology annotation, cellular component: nucleus. The transcript has 35 exons. Gene Ontology annotation, molecular function: DNA helicase activity; DNA binding; DNA polymerase binding. NCBI's taxonomy places the organism in Eukaryota, Metazoa, Cnidaria, Anthozoa, Actiniaria, Edwardsiidae. The record is from RefSeq and is a predicted model, not a curated record. Bases 133 to 3354 code for a protein of 1073 amino acids. Gene Ontology annotation, biological process: DNA repair; regulation of double-strand break repair via homologous recombination; telomeric loop disassembly.